Molecule: messenger RNA, 2400 nt
Organism: Drosophila takahashii
Lineage: Eukaryota; Metazoa; Arthropoda; Insecta; Diptera; Drosophilidae
Source: RefSeq, a predicted model, not a curated record
UAUCAGAGGGAUAACUUCCAUCCUCGGAGUCAAUUCGCUUUGAUUUUUUCGCACUGCCCUCAAAUGCAAGCCAGUCCGCGUAGGCAGCACUACGUUUCGGGGGAACAGUUCCGUUACGAUACAAUAUAAUACCAUUCCAUUUCCGUUUUCUCAACUCUUCUGUCAAAAGCCGUCGCCAUCAGAAAACUCAAGAUAUAACCAAGCCAAAACUGAGGAAUAACCAAGUGAAAAUGUGCCACAAAACCAAGAAGCUAUUAAUUAAACACUAAAAACAAAAAAAUUAAAUAUAGGGGAGUGACCACACCCGCAGAGGUGAAAGACAGUGGACAGUGUCCGGCUGUCAGUUGGUCAAACAGUUCAUCAAUAAACGAUUCGUCGACUACUUCCGUUUCAUUGCGUGUCCUUUACCUGGGCAUGUCUGCGUGUGUCUGUGCUGUCUCCGUGUGAGUGUGUGUGUGUCGCUGUGCGUGUGAGCCGAGGAAACUUUGCAACUUCCGGCCAAGUGACUUCGAUUUAAUUUCUUUGGCUUUUUUAUGGUCAAGGCAUUUAAUUAAUUUUACUAUGGCAAUUUGAUCGUCUGUACUGGUCUGAACUCUGACCCCUCGGACCCAUAAUCCUGCUGAAAAGGAGCAGGAGGAGCAGCCAGCCACGCCCAUUUCCACCGAUCCAUUGAGAUGUAAUUUGCACCGCAGGUGAACUUGAACUUGAACGUUCUGUGAUAGACGAGUAUACGAGCAGUCAAUCCCCUUGGGAUUCUGCCUACCCCCCUAAAACCCCCACCCCUCCAAACGGUUCUCGAUUCAAUCAAAUUGAAUCCCGAAUCAGACGUCGGCGGAUCGAAGGUGAUCUUAACUUUUGGAGCGGCCCUCAGAAACGGCGACAAACUGUCGACUCUGUCGAUCCGCAGCUUCUCGGCAAACAUGCUGAACAAUCUUGGGGCCAAUGUGCUGGGCCCCAAGGAUUGUGAUCUGCCCAAGGCCGCGCUGACAGCGCUGCACGCGGGCGUCAACAGCUUUGGCCAACUGCCCGUGGGUCCCAACUUGGCCGAUCUCGGCGGAGGCGGCGGCGGAUCCUCUGGCGGAGUCCAGGUGGGCGGCGGUGUGGCACGCCUCCACAUUUCCGGCGGACUGUGCGACAAUUCCAAUGCGCUGAACAGCGGAAACGGAAACAGUGGCAACGGCAACAACAACAACAACAACGGCAACAGCAACAACAACAGCAUGCAGCAACAGGAUCAGCACCUGGACAAAAACAAACAGAAGCGCCACCGCACCCGCUUCACUCCCGCCCAGCUGAACGAGCUGGAGAGAUGCUUCUCGAAGACCCACUAUCCGGACAUCUUCAUGCGCGAGGAGAUCGCCAUGCGGAUCGGCCUCACCGAGUCCCGCGUUCAGGUCUGGUUCCAGAACCGCCGCGCCAAGUGGAAGAAGCGCAAGAAGACCACCAAUGUGUUCCGCACCCCGGGCGCCCUGCUGCCCUCCCAUGGACUUCCGCCGUUUGGGGCUAAUAUCACCAAUAUCGCCAUGGGCGAUGGCCUCUGCGGCACGGGAAUGUUUGGCGGGGAUCGCUGGAGCGUGGGCGUUAACCCCAUGACGGCAGGCUUUGGCCAGCUGAAUCAGUCGUCGCCGCUCUCGUCCUCGCUGAACAGCGGCCUGAACUCGGGCAUUAACAUGGGUUCCGCCUUGGGAGCGGGCAGCUAUCAGCACUACGGACUGAAUGCUCUGGGCGACUCCAUGAUGUACCAGCACAGUGUGGGCGGGGUCAGCUGUGGGCCCAGUGGUUCGCCGAGCGCCACCACCCCGCCGAACAUGAACAGCUGCUCCUCGGUGACCCCACCGCCACUUUCCGCGCAGCCGAACUCCAGCCAAAACGAGCUGAACGGCGAACCCAUGCCGCUGCACCAGCAACAACAACAGCAGACUCACCAACAGCAGCAAUCUCACCAACAACAACAGCAGCAAACUCACCAACACCCGCAGAUGGCGCCACCGACGCCCACACAGCAGCAGCAAGAGGCCGGAAUUCCGCUGUGCCACCAGUCCAUGCAGUCGCCCACAGAUGGCGCCAACGACGACGACGUGUGGCGGGGACACAGCAUCGCAGCGCUGCGGCGGCGGGCGUCGGAACUAAACGCCACAGCGAUUCCUACCUACCUUCACCACGCCCAGUACGAGCACCAUAAUUCGGUGUACUGAAAUUUGUUGAAAAGCUUCGAAAGCUUUUCGGAUUACGGGUUUUCCAACUGCGGAAGUGGGCCCGAUUUAAACUAGGACGCAGGAUGUGGAGUGGUGAAAAGCUCGCAUUCGAACAGAUAACCGUUGGUCAGCGAGGCGUUAUAAGAUAACCAAAACCUAGGCUUAGGGCAUUGUACAAUUUAUGUGUUUGCAUUAUUUGUUUCAU